CUCAGCACUGCGGUGUGUUUUGUACGGUGCGGCUCGGUUGGACUCGCUCCUUGAGGGUGCUUGCGCCAGCAAACAUGCGGCUACACUUGCUAUGGAUCGUCUUGCUGGCUGUCGCUCGCACAGCUCUGGCUGACGAAGGAUAUAAUUAUCCCAGACCAUCAAAUCCGCUCAUACCAGGUGGUCCUGGCGGAGGUCCUGGUACAAAACCAGGAGGAGGAUUUCCAGGUACUCCCGGUGGAUAUCCAUCGGGUCCCGCACCCGGUGGACAGCCCGGAAAACCGGGUGGCUAUCCAUCCGGGCCAGGGCCGUCAUUUCCAGGUGAGCGCCCGGGCGGUCAACCAGGCGGGCAACAACCUGGAUUUCCAGGUCAACAGCCAUCAGGUGGGUAUCCUAGUGGACGUCCCUCGAUUCCCUUUCCGAGCGGCGAACCAACAGGCAGACCUAGUCCAGGAUAUCCAUCCGGCGGUCCCGGUGCACCGAGUGGGCCAGGUGCGCGACCAGGAGGAUUUCCAUCGGGACCAGGUGCUGGGUAUCCUAGCGGCCGACCUGGCGGGCAAGCACCAGGUUUUCCAAGUGGACAAGGAUAUCCGAGUGGUAGACCCGGCCAGCCGGAAGGCCCCGGAUAUCCCGGCGGACAAGCACCUGGAGGUUAUCCCGGUGAAAAACCUGGUCCGGGAAGUGGAUAUCCUAGUGGAGGGCCAAGCACUGGCUAUCCAGGAAGUUCUCCGAGACCUGGCGGUGGUCCAGGUCCUCAAGGACCAGGCGGAUAUCCAGGACCAGGGGGACCUCAAGGUCCUGGAGACCAGGAGCUGAAGGACCAGGGGGCUAUCCAAGUGGACCAGGAGCGCAAAGGCCAGGGGGCUAUCCGAGCGGCCCGAGCGGCCCAGCUCCGCAAGGACCAGGCGGUUAUCCCGGCGGACCAGGACCCCCAAGGGCCAGGAGGCUACCCGGGCGGUCCGAGUCCGCAAGGACCGGGCAGCUUCCCCGGCGGUCCAGCCCCUCAAGGACCGGAAGGAUUCCCGGGUGGACCAGGUCCACAGAGACCAGAAGGAUUUCCAGGCGGGCCAGGUCCUGUAGGACCCGGUCAAGGAGCUCACGGUGACACCGGAGAGUAUUCACAUGGCGAUGAAGGAACGUACGACGAAGGCGAUUACUCGGCUAUUCCAGGAGAACCUGGUCGCGAUUAUCCUAUAUACAGUGAAAUUCCGGAGACCGGUUUCCGUUGCGACGCCCAACAAUUCCCUGGUUACUACGCCGACGUGGAAGCUCAGUGCCAAGUUUUUCACAUAUGUGCCAACAAUAAGACCUACGAUUUUCUUUGCCCUAAUGGAACGAUCUUCAAUCAACAAUUCUUUGUCUGUGUAUGGUGGAAUCAGUUCGACUGCAACUCUGCGCCAAGCUUGUACUAUUUGAAUGAAAAUAUUUAUGAUUAUACUAUAAUGGGAGCACCAGGGCCUCAAGCAGGACCCGGCACUCAAGGACCUUUGGGACCAUCUGGACCAGGAGGAUAUCCGGGAGGACCUCAAGGUCCUUCAGGACCAGGAGGACCUCAAGGACCUCAAGGUCCAUCGGGACCGGGAGGACCUCAAGGCCCAUCUGGACCAGGAGGAUAUCCGGGAGGACCUCAAGGUCCAUCGGGACCAGGAGGAUAUCCGGGAGGACCUCAAGGACCAUCCGGACCAGGAGGAUAUCCAGGAGGACCUCAAGGGCCAUCCGGUCCAGGCGGUUAUCCAAGAGGACCUCAAGGACCAUCCGGACCAGGCGGUUAUCCAGAAGGACCUCAAGGACCAUCCGGACCAAGCUAUCCAAGCGGACCUCAAGAACCAACGGGCCCAGGCGGUUUUCCAGGACGACCAGGUCCAUCCGGCCGACCAGGACCCGGAUAUUUAACUCCGCCCGGACCUGGAUACCCCGGAAGACCUCAGGGACCUUCUGGACCAUCGACGAGACCGCAAGGACCUAGCGGUCCCGGCGGUUAUCCGGGACCAGGCGGACCAUCUCCAGGAUAUCCGGGAAGCCAACCGCAAGGACCGACUGCACCAGGUUAUCCGAGUCCGGGCGCACCGGGAGGUCGUCCGCAAGGACCUAGUGGACCAGGUGGAUACCCCAGAGGCCGACCAAGCGGCCCGUCAUUCCCCAGUGGACCGGAAGGUAUCCCGGAACAACCCGGAACAGGUUUGCCGUUCCCGCCACAAGGUCCUGCGAAACCAGAUCGUGAGUACUUGCCGCCGCGGGCUGGAUAAUCGUGAAGCUAAAUGCUCCAGCCGGUAUCUAACGACGACUCCCACCGUUGUUAAUGCUGGAUGAUACGUGUAAAUACGAGCUCUUUU
Molecule: messenger RNA, 2330 nt
Organism: Linepithema humile (Argentine ant)
Lineage: Eukaryota; Metazoa; Arthropoda; Insecta; Hymenoptera; Formicidae
Source: RefSeq, a predicted model, not a curated record